Molecule: messenger RNA, 1414 nt
Organism: Limulus polyphemus (Atlantic horseshoe crab)
Lineage: Eukaryota; Metazoa; Arthropoda; Merostomata; Xiphosura; Limulidae
Gene: Polr3F
Product: DNA-directed RNA polymerase III subunit RPC6-like
Exons: 11
Coding region: 427-1365 (312 amino acids)
Biological process (GO): transcription by RNA polymerase III
Cellular component (GO): RNA polymerase III complex
Source: RefSeq, a predicted model, not a curated record
CCAUGCUACGUGAUAAUAUCCAAAGUUUCAGAGUAUGCCACGAAUUUAUUGCUUAAGGUUUUUUUGUGUUGUUGUUGAAAUAAAAACAUUUAAUCUACUGGAUAACUAAGGUAUAAAAUAUUUAUAUCCCAGGCACAAAGUUGUAACUUUGCUUGUAAGUUUCCUAUAUUUAUUUUUAGGUAAUGUUUUCUGAUACAUAAAGUUAUGUUUAAUCCCGCAACUUACCCAGUAGACUAGAAGAACUUAGAACUAAAAGACUAAAACAGCCAUUCUGCUUGAAAAACUGUGGUUGACUUACGGAAGGAGUUACCUUUGGCAGUAGUGGUGGCCAGCAUUUUACAGGAGUUUAAGAAAGGAAUUGGGGAUUUCUUGGAAAGUAAUCUCUCUUACUUGGGUGGCUUUUGCACGUGUCCAAGUUAAAACAGUAUGACCGAAGAUGGGAAAGAAGUAUCUGAUAUGCAAGUUGACUUAGAAACUCGGAUCAUCCAGUUGUGCCAACAAAAUCCUAAUGGAGUUACAGAUAAACUUAUGCAAGCUGAAAUAUCAGGCACCACUGUAAAAGAAAGAGCACAUGGCCUGAACCGGUUGCUGUCUCAAGAUCGUUUAGAGAUACUGAAGCAAGGUAAACAGUUGCUUUAUCGCCUGAAGACUUCUGAUAACUCUCAGAAAGUUAAGGGAGCAGACAAUGAAGAGAAGAUUGUGUAUCAGAUUAUUGAAGAUGCUGGAAAUAAAGGAAUCUGGAUUCGAGACAUCAGGUUUAAAAGUAAUUUACUUCUUACCCAAGUAAACAAGGUCCUGAAAAGUCUAGAAGGAAAGAAGCUGAUCAAAGCUGUUAAAUCUGUAUCCGCCUCCAAGAAAAAAGUGUACAUGUUGUAUAACCUCGAGCCAGAUCGUUCGAUCACUGGUGGAGCUUGGUACAGUGACCAAGAUUUUGAAUCUGAGUUUGUUGAGGUUUUGAACCAGCAGUGUUUUAAAUUUCUUCAACAGAAGCUGAUGACAGCUAGAGAGGCGACCAAUGACCCAAUCUCUGAAAGAAAUGCUUCAUAUGCCUCUUCAAAAGAUAUUUGGAAAUUCAUCAAUGAACUUGGUAUUAGCAAGGUAACACUGAGUGCAGAGGACAUUGAAGCUAUCUUGGACACGUUAAUAUAUGAUGGAAAAGUAGAGAAAACAAUUGUUGCAUCUCAGGUCACGUCAGGUUCAACUGGUGGAAUGACGAGGUUAUAUCGAGCCGUAGAACCUUUAAUAGAAAGUACUGGCUUGAUGAGGUUACCCUGUGGAGUGUGUCCAGUGAUGGAAGAGUGUCAGGAAGGAGGGGCUAUUUCACCAUCUAAUUGUCUAUACAUGAAGCAGUGGUUAGAUUAUUGAUGAAAUGGAAUAAAAAAAACUGUACAUAUUCAAAAUGGUCACGUGUACU